AUGGCGGACACUGUUGUCGGAGUUCUGAUUGGCAAGCUUGGUGCUGCCUUAAGGAAUGAGGCACUAGCCUAUGGUGUAUCUCAGCUUUCCAAUGAAGCUUCCAACCUCAAGGGUCUUGUUGGUGAGAUCUGCAAAGCCAAGGAGGAGUUGGAGAGCAUCAAGGCCUACUUACAUGAUUCAGAUAAGUUCAAGGAGACCAGUGAGACCACUGGCAUCUUUGUCAAGAAAAUUCGAGAUCUAGCUUUCCGUAUUGAGGAUGUUGUGGACGAGUUCACUUACAAGCUUGAGGGUGACAAGCAUGAAGCACUUUCAGAUAAGGUGAGGAAGAGAGUCAGGCGUGUGAACAUUUGGAGUCGUCUAUGUGUCGAGCUCCGUAGCAUCAACGAUGAGCUUGAAGACACUGUUAAAAGGAGGGACCGCUAUGCUGUGCCAGGGAUGGAGAGAAACAUUGGAAGCUACUAUGAUUGUCGUGAUACCAGAUCUAACAAUCAAACUAUGUGUUUUGCAAGGGAAGAUGAUCUGGUGGGUAUUCAGGAUAAUGUAGACAAGAUGACACAGUGGCUAGUAGGUGAUUUGGAAGAGAAGAAAAACAAAAUCGUCACAGUUUGGGGAAUGGGCGGAGCAGGAAAAACUACUCUGGUUCAUCAUGUCUACAAGGCUGUGAAAGAGGAAUUUGAUACUGCUGCAUGGGUGACUGUAUCAAAGAGUUACAAAGUUGCUGAGUUGCUAGCAAACAUUGCCAGAGAGCUGGCCAUCUCAGCUGAUGCCAGAAACAUGGAACUGAUAAGGCUAGUUGAACUCAUCCGCAGCUCUCUUAAAGGCAAAAGGUACAUCAUAGUUUUAGAUGAUGUUUGGGAAGCGGAUUCAUGGAUUAAUAUCAUGGAUGUCUUUCCUACAAAUUGCACGAGCCGGUUUGUUCUCACAUCAAGAAAAUAUGAAGUUGCAUCGUUGGCAACUAGUAACUGCACAAUUAAGUUGGAACCACUAGAGGAAAACCUCUCUUGGAAGCUAUUUUGCAAUGUAGCUUUCCGGGAUAAUAGUGAAAAAAGGUGCCCAUCAGAAUUACAGGAAUUGCCUGCUAAGUUCUUACAGAAGUGCGAAGGGUUGCCUCUUGCUAUUGCAUGCAUAGGCCGCUUACUGUCUUGCAAACCUUUGACAUACAAAGCAUGGGAAAAUAUAUACAAGGAGUUACAGUUGCAGUCGACAAAAAAUGCGAUUCCAGGCGUUGAUAUGAUUCUAAAAGUAAGCUUGGAAGACCUUCCAUGUGAACUGAAGAAUUGCUUCUUACAUUGUGCUAUAUUUCCGGAGGAUUAUCAAAUCAAGAGGAGGAGGUUAAUUAGACACUGGAUUACUGCAGGGUUCAUUAAGGAAAAAGAGAGGAAAACACUGGAACAAGAGGCAGAGGGGUACUUAAAUGAACUUGUCAACCGGAGCCUACUCCAAGUUGUGAAGACAAAUGAGUUUGGACGAGUGAAACAUUGCCGAAUGCAUGACGUCAUCCGCUCUGUUGCCCUAGACCAGGCAGAAAAAGAAUGUUUCGCUAAAGUUUACGAGGGUUCCAAGACAUUUUCUAUAGGCACCACAACACGCCGACUGUCGAUACAAAGCACUGAUAUUGCAAUGCUGGGCCAAUCUGGUGCAGCUCAUAUGAGAGCAAUAUAUGCUUUCACAAGUUAUGUUGAUAUUGAUCUGUUGAGGCCUAUCCUUGCAUCUUCAAAUUUGCUAGCAACAUUGGAUUUGCAAGGUACUCAAAUAAACAUGCUGCCUAACGAGGUCUUCAGCAUGUUUAAUUUACGAUUUUUGGGUCUUAGACAUACAAGAAUCGAGGUUCUACCUGAGGCCGUAGGAAGAUUACAGAACUUAGAAGUACUAGAUGCUUUUGGUACUGCUCUGCUUUCAUUGCCACAAGAUAUAACAAAACUAAAAAAGCUUAGGUUCCUGUAUGCAAGCGCAAGGCUCACAGAAGGAAAUCUCGCACGUUUUGGCGGAGUUAAGGUGCCAAGAGGCAUAAUGAACUUGACUGGACUUCAUGCUCUGCAAAGUGUUAAAGCAAGCUUAGAGACUAUAUGUGAUUGUGAGGUUGCAGCUUUAACAGAGCUAAGGACAUUUACAAUUGCCGAUGUAACCAGUGAGCACUCUUCUAACUUGUGCAAUGCUAUCACGAAAAUGAGGCAUCUUGCCAGCCUUUCAAUGGUUGCAUCAAGUGAAACUGAAGUGUUACAACUGGAAGAACUAGAUCUACCUAAAACCCUUUCUAAACUUGAAUUGAUUGGGCAGCUGGAAAAGAAAAGGAUGCCACAGAUUAUCUCUUCCUGGUCAUACCUUCACAACCUCACUCGAUUGUCUCUGUUAUUCUCCAAACUUGAUGAGGACUCAUUUUCUAGCCUCAUGGUGUUACGUGGUUUAUGCUUUCUUGAACUUGGUAAUGCCUAUGAUGGGAAGAAAUUGUGCUUCUCUGCAUCGUCAUUUCCUGCACUUAAAAAACUGGGAAUAUGUGGUGCUCCACAGCUCAACCAAGUUGAAAUCGAGGAAGGUGGACUGAGAAACCUUGUUAUGCUAUGGUUUCUACAGUGCCCAGAAUUGAAGUGCCUGCCUAAUGGCAUUGAGCGCCUUACAUCCCUUGAGGAUUUAUAUCUCUACGACACUGCACAGGAGCUUAUAGAGAAGCUUAGGCAGGAAGUAAAUGAAUGCGGUGAAUUAUCUAUGAAGAUUAGCCACAUUCGAAGGGUUAGUGUUAAAUUAACUAAGGACAACAUGUGGGAAAGAAUUCGCUGGCAGGCUGCUUCUAUUCCCAGAGCCAAGGAUUGA
Messenger RNA from Sorghum bicolor (sorghum), 2808 nucleotides. RefSeq names its product disease resistance protein RPM1. NCBI's taxonomy places the organism in Eukaryota, Viridiplantae, Streptophyta, Magnoliopsida, Poales, Poaceae. Gene Ontology annotation, molecular function: ADP binding. The transcript has 2 exons. The record is from RefSeq and is a predicted model, not a curated record. Bases 1 to 2808 code for a protein of 935 amino acids. Gene Ontology annotation, biological process: defense response to other organism.